Molecule: messenger RNA, 2104 nt
Organism: Dryobates pubescens (Downy woodpecker)
Lineage: Eukaryota; Metazoa; Chordata; Aves; Piciformes; Picidae
Product: putative short-chain dehydrogenase/reductase family 42E member 2
Exons: 14
Coding region: 715-1926 (403 amino acids)
Biological process (GO): steroid biosynthetic process
Molecular function (GO): 3-beta-hydroxy-Delta5-steroid dehydrogenase (NAD+) activity
Source: RefSeq, a predicted model, not a curated record
UCAAACAGGUUAUUGCUUCAGAAAUGGAAUAGAAACCAAAAGGAGAAUUCUGGCUUUUAAGAAAGUGCUCAGGAUUAUAUUUUGGAUGAAGAAAAGAUGCUGAAGAGGUUUGGAGCGGUACCAUUAGCCCACAUCUUUUCAAAGUGUGCUUAAAGCUUCAAGCAAAAAGAGGGAAGAUGUAAUCUUUGCUGCCUUUCAGCUUCUGGCAUGAGAAGUUACACAAGUGCUGCUGACUUACAUCACUUCAGGCUUUGUAGGAGUCAGUGUAAAUCAAGCCCUUGAACUCUCCAAAGACUAAACAUAAAACAAUCAUGUAGUUUUAUAGGAAUAAGAAAACAAAUUAAAAAUGAAUAGCACAAUGAUAAAGUAUGUAUUUUUAUUGUUUUUACCUGCUGUAUGAACCAGGAGAACAGGAAUAUGGAUCCAGAGUUUCCUGUAGCAUAAUUUUUCAAACUAGAAGGGGGAUAAAAGGAAAGAAGAACAGCUGAGGCUGCCCUCAACCUUCACUGCUUCAACCAGACCCUCCUUAAUACCCAGACACUUAGCUACAAAGGAGCAGGAACAGCAAAAGGACUUGAGCACACAUGAACAUCUUGGCCUGAGCAUACCUGAUGCCCUUGUGAUACUGAUUGUCCAGCAAAGAGAAGUCUCACCAGCUUAUUGGACAGGAAGGACUGGGAGAACACCAACAUCCAGGAUUCUACCAAGGUCGUGAUGCAAGAAGGAUCCACAGAAGAGCUCCACAGCAGCCCACCAUGUGAAGGCAAACUAAAAGAGCACGCUGGACCACUGGUGAACAGAAACAGGAAGACAUUGGUGACAGGAGGUGGAGGCUACCUGGGAUACAAUCUGGGAUGUGCUCUUGUUAGGUCAGGAAUUGCUGUUGUUUUGUUUGACAUACGGAAACCUAAAUGGGAAAUUCCAAGUGGAGCAGAGUUUUUUGAGGGUGAUGUGAGGGAUUACAAAGCAGUGUUCAAAGCAUGUGAAGGGGUUGACUGUGUUUUCCAUGUGGCUGCAUGUGGCAUGUCAGGAUUAGAACAACUUCAAAAGAAAGAUCAGAUUGAAUCCAUAAACGUUGGAGGCACAAAAAUAAUAAUUGAUGUCUGCAAACAAAGGAAUAUCCCUAGACUAAUCUAUACCAGUACAGUGAAUGUUGUAUUUGGAGGGAAUCCUAUUGAAGAAGGAGAUGAAGAAACUGUACCAUAUUUUCCACUGGAAAAGCAAUUUAAUCAUUAUUCUAGAACAAAGGCAAUUGCAGACCAAAUGAUUCUUGCUGCUAAUGGAACUUUGCUCAAAGGAGGGGAUAAGCUCCACACUUGUGUGCUUCGUCCACCAGGCAUAUAUGGACCAGAAGAGCAGCGGCACCUGCCACGAGUAGCCGUAAACAUCCAGCGGAGACUGUAUAACUUCAAGUUUGGGAAUCACAAAGUUCAGAUGAACUGGGUCCACAUAGGAAAUCUAGUGCAAGCUCACUUACUAGCUGCUGAGGCUCUCACCUCUGAGAAGCAUUAUGUAGCUAGUGGUCAGGCGUACUACAUACACGAUGGUGAGAACGUCAUCUUCUCGGAGUGGAUAGUCCCUCUGUUUGAAAAAUUAGGCUACAGGAAACCCUGGAUCCAUAUUCCUGUUCUCCUGGUUCAUAUAGCAGCUGCUGUGAUGGAGUAUCUGCACCUGAUACUAAAGCCAUUUUUUAGCUUUACCCCUUUCUUGACAAGGAAUGAGGUGUGGAAUGUUACUGUAACUCACACUUUCCGAAUAGACAAGGCAAGAAAACAGCUUGGUUACAAUCCAAAGAAAUUCUCAUUUGCUGAUUCUGUGGAUCAUUACCUGAAAACAAGACCUGCUUGCCAAGAAGAUCACACACUCCUUAAAGGGAUCUUUGCUUUUGGCAUUUUGUUGAGUUUGAUCAUUCUUUCUUUCUUCUAAAACAACUACCCACCUGUUUCAGAAAACUGGCUUUUGUUUUGGAGUAUUAAUGAUCUGGUCAUAGUACAUUCCUCAAAAGUAUGGAUGUUUUCUUCAUGAUGAUGAUGCUAAUGAUGGCAUCUUUCUGGAGACUGAAAAUACAGGACACAUCAGGAACUAUUUGCAAAGGACAAUGCAG